UAGUCUUUUGUCCGUAUGUGGUCUUUUGUCGGGCGAUCACCGAGAGUCUGAGGGUAUUGAUAGAGCUGACGAAGUCUCACUCGGUAACGGUGAAGGGACACCUUGUCGAUUCCAGCAAAACUCUUCUCAUCGAAACGCCAAUGGCUGUGUACGUGGUGCAACCUCACCCGAUUCCCGCAGAGCCCCGGCGUGAAUAAUAAGGUUUGACUUUCACACGUUGGCGGGACGAACCGCGGGCGCAAUCGAUUUGCGGGGCAGCGCGUUCCUCGUCGCGUCUCUUCGCGACUUACAAGUUCUGUCGAGAAGCAUUCGCAACACCUUUUGCUCCCAUCAGCCGUCCCCAGAACUCACGACAAUGGCAGAUACGAUCAACGAGCUGUUUGCAUCGCCUGGUGCCACUCUCCCGCAAGAUGUCACGAACGAGCUGCUUACCACCAUGCGCCUGCAUUCUCUGUCCGCCCAGGAACUGUUCUACAAAUGGGAGAGUUACGUGAUCAAGAUGGGAGUGGACAACACCAACAUGGACUACAAGACCGUCAAAGAUUUUCGAAAGGACCUGCAAGACGCGUUGGAUCGGGAAUCCCGAGCCAAGGCCCAUGUCAUGCAAAGUGCAUCCAAGAGAACAGCGCAUACUCCGAGAGCCGCCGCCGUCGCCGUGAACGCUGACGAUAUCUAUGGCAUGCUCGACGGUAUGGCGAGUGGAACUCCUGCAUCGAGAAACUCGGGAGUGGCAAAGAGAAAGGCCAAUAAUUUCUCUACUCCCGCCGCCAAAUCGGUCAAGAACGGCGUACACAGCUCGCCCUCUGAUUUCAGGACACCCGCACUACCCAAAGAUGGUCAAGCACUGGCUUUCGAAGACCGCCAAAAUCCAGGCCAGGUGGUGGAGUCGCUCAACGAGCAUCUCCCCGCGGCCACCACGUCUUCUCUCGAGACUCCUACGGAUCCAAGGGUGAAGCUGAAGGCCAACACGGAAUUGCCCAAGUUUGCUUACAGAGGCAUGGCCAUGAAGCUUUCAGAGGCAUCUGAAAUCCUCGACGAUCGAAUCGACAACUUUACAGAUCUCAUUCAAGCCCAUCACCAGUUACCAGACCAUGCCUUUGGUAAUCCGGCUGCUCAGUCCACUGCGGAAGUUGUCGCGGUCGGACGUAUCGCCUGCGAUGUACCGAAUGGUAAGCUCAACCCCGCGAGCUUGUGCCUGGAGACGAGCAGACGGAUGGGCGCCGGUCUCAGGGUUCCUCUCAAACUCGAAGGUCUUAGCUUCGACUUUUUCCCCGGCAAAAUCGUUGCGCUGCGUGGGACAAAUGUCAGUGGUGAAUACUUCUCGGCCACCGAGGUCUUGGAGAUGCCUUCGCUGCCGGUUGCGGCCUCGACGCCAGACGAGCUUGAUGUACACCAUGCUCGUCUCUCCGGUGAUCAGCCAUUGAGGAUACAUGUUGCCAGCGGUCCAUACACGACGGACAGCGACCUCUCCUUCGCCGCCUUGCACGCGCUACUAGAGCAAUCCGAGGCGCAGAAGAGCGACGUUCUCAUCUUGACCGGCCCAUUCCUGGACCUCGAGCAUCCGCUGGUGGCUUCUGGAGAUUUCGAGGAUCACCUUCCGAGUGAUGCGAAAAUUGAACCGGACCGAGCGACAAUCAACGACGUCUUUCGCAUUCUGAUUGCACAGCCGCUGCAAAGACUCGCCCUGGCUGUGCCGGCCAUCACAAUCAUCAUGGUGCCGUCGAUGCGCGACGUGAUCAGUCGGCAUGUCUCUUGGCCGCAAGAUCGAUUUUCGAAGCAGAAUCUGGGCCUGCCGAAACAAGUGCAAGUGGUUACCAACCCCAUCACACUGUCAAUCAACGAGAUGAUUGUCGGUAUCAGCAGUCAAGACGUUCUCUCCGAGCUACGGAGAGAGAAUGUAUGCCAGUUCGCCAAAGGACAGUCUAUCGGGGACGAUGUGCUGGCAAGGCUGUCUGGCGCGGUAAUCGACCAACGACACUACUUCCCCAUCUUUCCUGCGCAAGCACGGGAAAGCCUGCCAAACCCUACAGCCAUACCCGGCGAGACGCCCGAAGUUGGCGGAGAGGAGAGACUGGCCGUGGGCGCAAGCUUGGACAUUGGGUACCUCAAGUUGGGAGAAUGGUUGAAUGUUCGGCCAGAUAUUCUCAUCUUGCCGAGUGUGCUGAGUCCAUUUGCAAAGGUAGUGAACUCGGUUGUUUGUAUCAACCCAGGCACACUGAGCAAGAAGCGCGGUACUGGCACUUUCACCAGCCUGAGUGUCCAGCCGCGCACCGUGUCUGCCGAAGAGAGGGAGGCGGGUGAGCCGUUGGCGCAUAACCUGUUUCAGAGGGCGAGGAUCGAUGUCGUCAGGAUUUAGAAACCGACCGUCGGGUUCAUAGAAGCAUCAAUGCAUUAGAAGCCCUUGUUCUCCUCAUCAUCAAAGUUCGCCCGACGUGCGGUGGCGCUCUGAACAAGAAGCAGUGGCGUG
Neohortaea acidophila is the source of this 2467-nucleotide messenger RNA. Its product is annotated as DNA polymerase alpha subunit B N-terminal-domain-containing protein. Gene Ontology annotation, molecular function: DNA binding. Bases 356 to 2356 code for a protein of 666 amino acids. Gene Ontology annotation, cellular component: alpha DNA polymerase:primase complex. The record is from RefSeq and is a predicted model, not a curated record. NCBI's taxonomy places the organism in Eukaryota, Fungi, Ascomycota, Dothideomycetes, Mycosphaerellales, Teratosphaeriaceae. Gene Ontology annotation, biological process: DNA replication initiation; DNA replication. The transcript is spliced from 2 exons.